AUGUAUGAGGCAGCCGCGGAGGUCGACCCUACUCCACCUUUUGCUGUAGAAGAAAGCGCCAACGAGGAGGCGUCAGACGCAGACGAACCCUCCAUUCUUCGCAAAUUCAAUGGGGUCUGGGAAGUAGGUAACCACGACGCGAGCUCCGUCCAGCCUGCAGCCUCUGCUCACGACCCGCCCUUAUCCUUCGCUGGUACAGAUUUACCCCCCAUUGAUAGCCUGUCGCUUGUAGCUAUUUACGCCCUCCAGUCGUUAGAGCUUAACACAUCCAAGGAGCGCGGCCCACUACGCAAAAGUCCGCCUCAGUCCGCGCCCGAACUCGAAAGUCCCACCAAUAAACUUGAUACCGACUCGGAAAUGCAAACCGACGCUCGAGAUGGCGAACAUAGCCAGGCAACACCGCCACUCAUCACCCUCUCCCGGGCAGAGCAGGCACAGAUGGAAACCUACUUGACGCCAGUUCAUGCAAAGCUGUGCAGCCUCAAGGCCACAACGCCAGAGAGUCUUCCACCUUACAACCCACGCUUGCGGACUAACAGCCACGCCCAAGUCAUCAAGUCAAGACUGUUGCCCGUGGGCGAAUUCAUAGUGCGCCUCUUAGCGCAAGCGCCGGAGGAGAAACGCGGGAUGCUGGAACUGAAGCUGUGUCGCCAUAUUGCUGUUGAGUACUGGCCUCUACCCGUCACUGAUAUGACCCACCUGCGUAUACAAGAGAUGUACCGGAAUGCCAUGUUCAGGAAGGCUGCGCAAGCGACUGGCGAGAAGGGUUCACCACACAGUCUCGAACCCGGCAGCGGCUCAGCCCAACAUCAGCCUAACCCCAGACCCGGGGGAGUUGCAGACCCCCAACAAGAUGCUCAUCCUGUUACGGAGGCAAUAGAAGGAACUCGCGAAAUGGACGAGUAG
Cucurbitaria berberidis CBS 394.84 is the source of this 906-nucleotide messenger RNA. RefSeq lists its product as uncharacterized. NCBI's taxonomy places the organism in Eukaryota, Fungi, Ascomycota, Dothideomycetes, Pleosporales, Cucurbitariaceae. The transcript has a single exon. The record is from RefSeq and is a predicted model, not a curated record. Bases 1 to 906 code for a protein of 301 amino acids.